Messenger RNA from Penicillium coprophilum, 3609 nucleotides. RefSeq names its product putative MATH and UCH domain protein. Gene Ontology annotation, biological process: protein deubiquitination. Gene Ontology annotation, molecular function: protein binding; cysteine-type deubiquitinase activity. The record is from RefSeq and is a predicted model, not a curated record. Bases 1 to 3609 code for a protein of 1202 amino acids. The transcript has 4 exons. NCBI's taxonomy places the organism in Eukaryota, Fungi, Ascomycota, Eurotiomycetes, Eurotiales, Aspergillaceae.
AUGGACCCCGUACCCAAUGUGACAGUCUCCGAGACUGAGGAUACGGUGAGAACGAAUACAGAAACCGACUCAACCCAAUCCCCCCAAUCAUCACGUUCAACUCAGCCCGCGCCAAUACUGCCCUCAGAAGAGCUGGAACAUGCAUAUUGGGCAGAGUACGAGGAGGACACAACGGUCCCAGAUGAAGAGGAGAUGAAGGAGAUUGACGGCGGUGAUUCGGAUUACAGUGCCAGUGAUCACAAGUAUUGGGAAACAAAUUUCUUUCGGGAUUUGGGAGAUCCCGAAUACAUUCCUACCGAAAAAGCCCGUCUUACGUGGACAUUUAAGGGUGUUCGGGGCACCCCCGAGAACCCCAAUCGGCACAAAGUCAUUCUCUCCCCGCCAGCAUUUGUCGGGGGUUAUUGGUGGAGAAUCAAGUUCUAUCCUCGGGGGAACAAUGUCAACGCGUUGAGCGUCUACCUCGAAUGCUCUACCACAAUGCCCGCUUCAGAGGGCAAGCUUCCAGAGAUGGAAUUUACGGUUCGUCGUGGCCCAGCCGAUGCCUUGCUGGAUGAGAAUACCCCGGAGAUCCAAAUCAAAACCGCGGCCACAGAUGACGCGGCAGCAUGGUUCGAGAACUACAAGUCUCAAUAUCCUGCGACCACGAACAACUCCCAAUCUGAUCAUGGACCCUCGGAUUCUUGGCGUGUGCCCGCACAGGUCGGUGUCAUUGUAUACAACCCACAAGAACCACGCACUGGUUGGAUGCAGUCUUCUUGUCAUCAAUUCAAUAAACACAACCUGGACUGGGGGUGGACAUAUUUCCACGGCCCAUGGGAUCAAAUCCAUUCACGCCGGCGGGGUCAACAUCGUGCCCUCCUGACCAACGACACCCUCUCAUUUGAUGCGUACAUUCGUGUAGUGAAUGACCCCACCAAGUCCCUUUGGUGGCACCCAAGUGAUUCCGAGCCAACUUGGGAUAGCAUGGCCUUGACCGGCUAUCGACCUCUGGGUGACUCGAUCAUCAAUCAUAGCCCAGAGGUAGCUGGACUUGCCUCGUGGCUGCACAUUGCGCCAUUUUGCAAGAUCAUUCAAGAUAUCGACGUGCUUGAACAUCUCACAAAUGCUGAUGCGAGGCCAAAACCUCUAUGUGACGCUCUGCAAAGGCUUCUGUGGCAGCUUCGCCGCCGGACACUCUCCCCAAGCUAUGUCGAUACGGAUGCCGUGACCACCACUCUGCGCAAUCUGCACGAGUUUUCGAGCGAUGUGUCGGAAUUUUGGGAGCGCUUGCGUCGCACCAUGGAGCUGGAGCUGAAAGGAACGGAUGCCGGCAAACAAUUCGCUCACCUCUUUGACAGCCCAGUUGUACAUAGUCCGUCUUCUGAUGGCGAAGCAACUGUGAACCAGUUGCCGACUGACUUCAACUCGCGUAUUUACGUGCCAGUUGAUCAAGCCAAGUCUACCUCCGAGGCCGUCACUCGAUACUUGAGUGCUAAGCCCGGUCGUUGGUCGCUUCCAUCACUUCUUCAUGUUGAAUUCGGCCGUCAUACUCUGGACAAUUCCAAACGCUGGCAGUUGCGGUAUGACAAAGUGGAGCUGGAUGAGGAGCUGGAUCUGGCUCCUUGGGUAGUUGAUGGCCAGGGUAGCAAGUAUGUCCUUUAUGGCUACAUUGUUCAUCGUGGUCGCCGCACCUCUGGAAAGUUCUUUAGCAUCCUUCGCCCAGCGGGGCCGGGGACCACAUGGCUGGCUUUUGACGAUGGCAGUGACAACCGUGUGGAGUGCUUGACACAGAAAACAGCCAUGGGUCCACACCUUGGACUUGGUCCUUCCCAAACUGUCGAUCAUAAGAAGGGCCAUGACGUACCUGUCGUGGCAAUGUAUAUCCGUGGCGAUAUGAUAUCCGAGCUUUUGCCUGGUCCCCAAGGGCCUUGGGAAGUUCCCGAGACCUUGAAACAAUUCUAUGAAACAGGCGUGUACCACACUGGUGGCAAGCCUGCGGAUCAUGUCCAGGUGGAGGUUUAUGCGCUUCCCCAAUAUGAUCAGCUGACCAGCCUGUUUGACUCCUACGAUCUCAUGGCGCAGGCCAAAGCGGCGAACAGUGUCAUGUAUAUGGCUCUUCCCCGCUCAUCCCGGUUGGUUGAACUACGCAAAAGAAUUGCUAUGUGGAAAUCUUCGGGCUCCGAACCCAUUAGUCCCGAGCGGGUUCGUUUCUGGCAGAUUGGUAACUCCUUUGUUCAGUCUAAAUCAUCGUUGGCAUUUGAUCGCACUACAGAUCUGAAUGUCCCACUGGAUCCAUCAUUGAACACUAUACGGUUCUGGAUGGAAAUCAUCUCAGAGGAGGAUGCUCAAUUCUUUGCCAUCCCAGACCCUCCUGCGGGUACUACUUUAGAAGAUAAGCCGGACGAGCUUGUCGUCGAAGACUCGAUACAAGAAGCUUCUGGAACUGUGACAUCUGUGGCCGAAGGAGAUGCCGUAGCUAGCUCAUCGGGAAAUGCUCCCCAUGAGGAUUCUGUUGCUUCGGAUCCCGUGAACUCGAUCGUCGAUGAUGGCUCAUUGCCUCCAUUAGCCACACUUUCUCUAGAGAACGACGCCUUUGCUACAGAAAGGGCUGAGCAGGAAGUGGUACUAGCUGCUGUCGCUACCCAUGAUCAACAAGCCACGGCUGCUCUUACGGCAACCCCAUCAACAGAAGCCACAAGUUCCGCUCCUGCAUCACCUUCCGAUAUUGAGCCUUCUGCACUAGAGCUUGUCCCUCAAACACAGGUCCAAUCUGAGGUAAAAUUGCCUGUUGGCCAUACAUACUACUUUAUUCAAAUGUUCGACGUGGACAGUCAAGCGCUUCGUACCGUGGGGUCAUUCUUCUCCAAGCUUGAUGCCAACGUCAAAGCCUCCAUCCGACGCCACUUACAGCGGCCCCUCCGUCAAGACUUUCUCAUCUGGAAACGAGUCGACGGUGCUGCCGUCACCACGGUCUCGCCUGCUGAUAGCUUCGACGACGUGGUGGCUCCGCACGGCGCAUGUUUCAUCGUCGGGGAUAAGUUGACCAAAGAAAAACGUACUCAACUUGCUUCUUCGGGAUUGUUCACCAGUCCUGACCGUCUGGUCCAGUACCUGUGGGCCGAUUCUCGCGGGCAUCCAAUUCAAGGCUUCACCGGCAUGAAGACCAUUGAAGCUACCUUCACAAACGACUACUACAGUGGUUACUUCUUGAAGGGUUAUCACCAUGGCAGAGGCAAGCACAUCUCUAGCACUGGCAUGGUAUACGAAGGCGACUUCAUCUUUGGCCGGCGUCACGGCCAAGGCAAGCUAAAUUACCCCACCGGCGACUGGUACGAUGGUGAUUGGGUCGAAGAUGUAUGCCAUGGACAAGGUACCUAUGUUGAGAAUACAACGGGCAACAAGUAUGUUGGCGGCUUCAAGGAUGGUAAACGCCACGGUAAGGGCAUCAGCUACUGGGAGGUGGCCGAUGCAGAGUUGGACCUAUGCCAAAUCUGCUACACCGAGGAAAUGGAUGCAGUCUUUGCCGAGUGUGGUCACCUUUGCUCCUGUGUGACUUGUGCGAACCUCAUGAGUUUGUGUCCAAUGUGCCGCAAAGAGGUCAAGAAGGUGAUCAAGAUUUAUCGGGCAUAG